Molecule: messenger RNA, 4623 nt
Organism: Camponotus floridanus (Florida carpenter ant)
Lineage: Eukaryota; Metazoa; Arthropoda; Insecta; Hymenoptera; Formicidae
Gene: Zdhhc8
Product: palmitoyltransferase ZDHHC5
Exons: 9
Coding region: 324-2336 (670 amino acids)
Biological process (GO): protein palmitoylation
Molecular function (GO): palmitoyltransferase activity
Source: RefSeq, a predicted model, not a curated record
AGAUUCAGCGAGAUGCACUGCUAUAUAUGUAUGUCACCGAGGUGGUGUGGUGCACGGAGAUCCGUUGUAUGCUGGAGCCGUUAAAUAUUAACAACGUACCGCGGAUGUUUUUACCGGAAUGACGCCCCGCGAGUGACGGGCCCAUGUGUCGCGGACGCUCGGACGGCAGCUAGACGGCUGCGCGGCCGUGCUCGGCCCGGCUCGGGACGAGUCGCGAGUAAAGCGAGAUAUGUGGACGCGGCCAUGUUUCCCGCUAGCAGAAAUCCUAUCCAUUAAUAAUUCGCGUUAAUCGUGGUGGUCACGAAUCGUGCGGAGCGUGCAGGAUGCCGAAAUGCGACGUGAAGACAAGAUAUCUGCCAGCUACGUUCGCGUGGACGGUCCUACUCGGCACCACGGCGCUCUUCUUCAUCUUCCCGUGCUCGAACUAUUAUGUCUCUCGAUGGGGCUUGUGGGUACCGGCUCUGCAAGGAGUCAUCACUUUCUUCGUGGUGAUAAACUUCUCACUGGCGACGUUUAUGGAUCCCGGUGUUAUACCGAAAGCACCUCCUGACGAAGAACGUGAGGACGAUUUUCGAGCUCCCUUGUACAAGAGUGUCGAGAUCAAUGGCAUCACUGUACGUAUGAAGUGGUGCGUCACCUGCAAGUUUUAUCGACCUCCACGUUGCUCGCAUUGCAGUGUCUGUAAUCAUUGUAUCGAGACAUUCGACCAUCACUGCCCAUGGGUGAACAACUGCAUCGGUAGGAGGAAUUAUAGAUAUUUCUUCUUUUUUCUCCUAUCGCUCAGUUUUCAUAUGCUCAGUAUAUUUGGGCUUUGUUUAUACUAUGUACUGGAACAUAAACAGCAACUGAGUGAAGUUAAUACUAUCGUUGCACUCGUACUCAUGGGAGUGGUAGUGCUCUUAUUCAUUCCAAUCUUUGGACUGACCGGCUUUCAUGUAGUCCUCGUUUCCAGAGGGCGAACCACUAAUGAACAGGUAACAGGCAAAUUUAAUGGGGGCUACAAUCCUUUUUCACGUGGUUGUCUACGCAAUUGCUGUUAUACACAGUUUGGACCACAAUACCCAAGGUAUUGCAAGGAGCCAAGUUUACUUAAGCCUGACAAAUAUUCGGGAAAGCGACGUGGAGCUUGCGCAUCAGAGAUAUCUACUAUAGGCAGUGAGAACCAGGUAAAGACCUACAUGGAUAGCAGCAAUGGUGUUAGAAAUGCCAGUUCAAAUGCUUACAAUAAGUUAUCUCCUGGACGAGAUGGAUCGGAUACGGAUAUGGAACCGACGGCGUCUCAAUCCGCGGACUGUGAACCUACGCCUCCGUUGCAAAGACACGGUUCCAAAAGCAAUUUUUUCCUGCCACCUGUGGAGAAUAGUGAAUCUCCCAGGCAUCCUCCGCCAUCGCAGCUUCGCCAUCCACUGCAUUAUCCUAGAGGCAGUCCACAUCCGAGGCCAAGAGGGAUAAACGGAUCUCGAAGUCAUACACCCGAUCCAUUAUCACCAGAGACGAGUGGAUCGCCCGCCACAGUCCCUCAACGUGGUCAAGGUCCGGGUGGCGCAAGUCCAACGAUGCAACAACGCAUCAAAGCUAUUGGGGUACCUACUCCGCUUGCCAUAUCCAGUCCUAUACGAAGAUCAAACCCAGGUACACCGACGCAGGUUCGUCGGCCGGAUUUCAUAGGCGUGAGCGAAGCGCCGACGUAUUACGAUGUACAACAGGGAAACAAUACACAAGGAAUAAGCGUUGCUAGUGCUGUCGUUACUGGCUACAGUCCGCAACGGCGUUUUCUCUCGGAAAGCGAGCUUGUGCGACAAGGCACUGAUCAUCCGUAUUCGAGAACCAAUAACACAACGGUCGACAACAUACGCGAGUUGGCGGGUUCGCCGCAACGCGGUGUUUACAUGUGGAAAGACAACUCGCCUGGCAGCUAUCCUACUGCCGCCGGUGUAGGAGCGAUGAGCGGUGCGCCCCAUCAAUCGCCUUCCCAACGGCCGCCCCCGCCCUAUGACUAUUAUCGCUCGAAUCCCACAAGCCCGACAACUCAGCAGUACGCCACGAACGCACCCAGAGCGGCAUAUCAUCCAGCUGUGAGGGGUGGAGUGCCAGUCUUCCCGCCACAUCAGUCGCCGCAGAUUAAGCGGAAAGCGGCUACGAUGGCGACACCCACCACACCAACAUCAUCGGGAGACGCCCGGCGUCGACCGAUGUCCUUCGUCAGAGCCCUCGAGAUGACUGACUCGAUGGAAAUGGUUUCGGCGCCUAAUGAUCCGAGAUCGUCGCAAAGACCAACGACACCGACACCGGACCGGGCGAGCGUAUACGACAUGAACUACGAAAUAUCCGUAUAGCCCAGCUUUUCCGUCUCCGUGCCAUCCUGCGGCUGGACGGAGAUUCUACGAGAGCCGCCGAGCAGUCUACGUAUCUCACGCUCCAAUGAGGAAAGAAUGUACAGUACCGUUUACGAGAUAUCCGUCUGAAUUCUUCCGCGAUCGAUGCAUUUAGGUCGCGCUUAACGUAAAAUUAACGUUAAAUUAAAACGCAAGCCGUGGUUGGUCCUUUUAUUAUAGCCGUGGGAUCGCCGUUAUUCUUGGAACUUACCGCAGUAAUCAGGCUACAUCAGGCAAUUGUAUAUCUGGAUAAAUCGCUAUUAGUGAUGUGUUGCGUGUGUGUGUGUGUGUGCACGAAUUAUUUUGAGAUUGACAGUAUGUGUAGAAAUAUAUAUAUAUUUAUACAUAUGUGUGUAUAUAUAUAUAUAUAUAUAUAUAUAUAUAUGUAUGUAUGUAUAUAUACAUAUAUAUACAUGUAUAUCGCACUCACUUUCAGCAAGAAAGUCGGUUCAUCGAUAUCUUCGCUGCAAACGAUUCAUUGUGUGAAUUUAUAUGAAGCAAAGUAAAUAUAUGCGCGAUGAAUCUUUGUUUUUUCGAUUCUUCCUUCGGCAUUGGAAUCUUACAACAAUACGACGGUAGAGAAAGCUUGCAUUUUACACAAAAACGUACCAACAUGCAAGUAUUUUGUCGUGUUAUGUAACAUUAUCGAUUUAGUCAUUGUUAAAUUGGAAAAGAUGUAGAUUUUGGAAAAGAAAUAGAUUCCAGAUGCAUAGCAGCAAAACAUGUCCGUUACGUCAACAAUAACAGUGUUCGGUCUGACUGACGAUCCGAAUUAACGAGUCGUGGAGACGUCAACGAAAGUAUAUCCCGAGCGCACAGAGGUUAACCUUUAUUGGAAUCAUCACCGAUAAAUCGGCCCUCUCGCUUGACAGAAGCAAUAUUUUUUAGUACACGUUUAAGGUCAGUUUAGAUUUUUAUACAAUGAUACUACGAUUCUCAUCCUCAUAAAGAAUGCGAUAUUAAUCCAAUGUCAUCUUUUCCGUUUUCCUUUUUUUCUAUUAGUAUCUCCAUUGCCUAUAUAAGAAAAUGAUUUAAUAAAAUGGGAGGAGCGUUAGGGAUCACACUUUAUUAAAUCCUUAUUAGCUCUUCGGAUACCAGAAAAGUCCGUCUCCAUUAAAAAAUGAAAAAAAAGUUACGUCAUUAUCGGGAUAGAGAAUAACAAAUUCUGUGUAAAAUAAUCGUGAAAUAUGUAGUAAAUUUUUAAUAUAUAUAUUUAACACACAAUAUUUAUACGCGUAAAUGAUAAAAAGAAUAUAAGACUUUAUAUAAUUUGACCUGUUUGUUAUAAAUGAUGAUUUUAUGAAUGUGCCCACUAAUAUAUUUUAUUUCUAUAUAAAAGUUUUGUGAAAAAGAGAAUAUGAGUACGAGUGUAAAAAUAAUGUAUGAAUGAUUGAAUUGCAUUUUUCAGAAGAAUGGAAAGUACACACAGUCCUAGUUUCUCAAAUAUAAUGUAUACAGGGGUGGCUGUUUAUAUGCGCGUGAAUAUAAAAAAUAAAAACUAUUUUAAUUUUGUUAACAAAAAAAAAUUGUAAUAUAUGCAUUGCAUAAAUCAUUGCUGCAUCCAUUGCUACUGUUAAAUUUAUGAUGCACCCCGCUUUUGAAAUUGCAUGACGGUUUCUCUAUUGUAUAUGUGUAUGAGAAGCCAGUAUUAUAUUAGUUAUAUUAAAUUAAUACAGACUGCAACGUGAUAUUAAUUGAAAUUUGCGCACGCAUUCGUUUCACAAUGAAUUUGUGCGGAAUUGACUUGAUGUUACACACAGCACAUAUCAUUUCGAGACAACGUCAGACAUCGAAUAUUUUAGAUUGAAGAAACUUACAUUUGGCAGAUAUAAUGACUGUUCGAAAUAAUAUUACGAGGAUUAUAAGCAUUUCUUCCGUAUUUCUGCUAAGCUAUAUUUAGAAUUCAUUUAACGCGGAAACUCUCUUUAGAUCCUGUUUUCAUUAAGAUAACAAACUGUGCCAAAAAUUUCCUGUACUCUUCAAUCGUGUAGCCUUGCUUAAAAUAGCAUUUAACGAGACAACGGUACAAUGUUACGAAUUGACUAAGGUAAUAAUGUGUAAGGUAUGACGAGUGUUAAAUGUUUAUAAUUCGGUGUACUUGUACAUAUAACAUUACUUCUCUAUCACUUAAAUGUACAUACAUAUACAUUCGGUACUUACGUAUCGCCGCAGCAAUCUACAGAAUAAAAAGUCAUGGAACAUAGUAAAUUGUACUGUGUUGUAUCGUGGCAAUAUUUUUGAUGCAAUA